ACAAAUUCUUCCUUCUACUCUCUCAAUGGCUCUUUACAAGUUUCUCACUCCUUUUAUGAUGAAUCCUUCCCUCAAACGAGUCCAUUUUGAUCAAAAUUCUUCAUUUCUCUGUCCUGCCGUUAAAGCAAACAGCGUUGCAAGAGUAUCAAAUCAAAUCAUUGUACGAAGGUCUGGAAAUUACAAACCUCCUGUUUGGAAACAUGAGUACAUUCAAUCAUUAAAUAGUGAAUUUAAGGGAGAAAUAUAUGUAGAACGCUUCAAUGAGCUAAAGGAAGAGGUAGAUGUGAUGAUAAACCAAAUAAUAGACGAUCCUCUAAAGAAUCUCGAGCUGAUUGAUACUUUACAACGACUUGGAAUCUCAUAUCUUUUUGAGAAUGAGAUCAAGGAUUUGUUGAAAAGAACAUACGAGAAGAGCUAUGAAAGUGAUGAUUGGAAAAAGAAUAAUCUAUAUGCAACAUCACUUGAAUUUAGACUUUUAAGACAACAUGGAUUCAACGUUUCGCAAGAGGUUUUCAAUAACUUCAUGGAUGAGACGAAAAACUUUAACACAGGGCUCUAUCAGGAUUUAAAUGGAAUGUUAUCAUUGUAUGAAGCUUCAUUCUUAUGUAUAGAAGGUGAGAACAUUUUAGAGGCAGCAAAAUAUUUUACGAUCAACUAUUUGGAAAAGUACAUGAGAUCAUGCCAAGAUGAAUAUGAAGCAUCCAUUAUUAGACAUGCGUUGGAGCUUCCGUUACAUUGGCGAAUAUCAAGAUUAGAGGCAAGAUGGUUCAUUGAUAUCUACGAAAGAAAAGUGAAUAUGAACUCUAUUCUUCUCGAAAUUGCUAAAUUAGAUUUCAAUCGAGUUCAAUCUGUCCACCAAGAAGAUUUGAAAUAUGCAUCAAGGUGGUGGAGGAACACUGGAUUUAGCGAAAAGUUGAGCUUUGCAAGAGAUAGAUUGAUGGAAAAUUUCUUUUGGACCGUGGGUUUUGGAUUUGAACCUGAACUCUCAUAUUUUAGAAGAAUGUCAACCAAAAUUAUUGCAUUAAUAACAACAAUAGAUGACGUUUAUGAUGUCUAUGGCACAUUAGAUGAACUCGAGCUGUUUACCAAAGCUGUAGAGAGGUGGAAUGUUGAUGCAAUGGACAAGCUUCCUGACUAUAUGAAAAUAUGUUUUCUCGGUCUCCACAAUUCUAUAAAUGAGAUGACUUUUGAUGUUCUAAGAGACAAAGAAAUUAAUGUGAUCCAGUACUUUAAGAAGACGUGGAUAGAUUUGUGCAAAUCUUAUUUGCUAGAGGCCAAGUGUUUUCACAGCGGUUAUAAACCAACAUUAGAAGAAUAUCUAGACAAUGCAUGGAUUUCAGUAGGAGGACCAGUCGUAUUAGUUCAUGCAUAUGUUUUUGUAACAUCUCCAAUGCUCAAAGACAUGGAAAGCUUAGAAGAACAUAUUGAUAUAAUUCGUUGUUCUUCUACAAUUGUUCGACUUGCUGACGAUUUAGCAACAUCAACGGAUGAAUUAGAAAGAGGUGAUGUUCCAAAAUCAAUACAAUGUUACAUGAAUGACACAGGAGCAUCAGAGAAUAAUGCUCGUGAACAUAUAAAACAUUUGAUCGACGAGACAUGGAAGAAGUUAAAUAUGGUUGAGGUCGAAAAUUCUAUUUUUCUUCAAGUGUUGAUCAAGAUAGCUCAAAAUCUUGCUAGAACAGCUCAAUGCAUGUUUCAAUUUGGAGACGGACAUGGCAUAGGCAACAAGGAAACAAAUGCUAAUGUUAUGUCUCUAAUUGUUCGACCCAUUUCCAUUCACCCAUAUAGUAAAUAG
Messenger RNA from Cucurbita moschata (crookneck pumpkin), 1795 nucleotides. RefSeq names its product terpene synthase 10-like. The transcript has 7 exons. Gene Ontology annotation, molecular function: terpene synthase activity; magnesium ion binding. The record is from RefSeq and is a predicted model, not a curated record. NCBI's taxonomy places the organism in Eukaryota, Viridiplantae, Streptophyta, Magnoliopsida, Cucurbitales, Cucurbitaceae. Gene Ontology annotation, biological process: diterpenoid biosynthetic process. Bases 26 to 1795 code for a protein of 589 amino acids.